This is a messenger RNA of Pristis pectinata (smalltooth sawfish), 1037 nucleotides long. RefSeq lists its product as uncharacterized. The transcript has 2 exons. The record is from RefSeq and is a predicted model, not a curated record. Lineage: Eukaryota; Metazoa; Chordata; Chondrichthyes; Rhinopristiformes; Pristidae. The coding region runs from base 258 to 998 and encodes 246 amino acids.
AAUUGCCGCAGCUCCUCCAAGAACGCCAGUCUUUUUCUCCGUGGCUCUGAAGGCUGCAAUUUCCCCCGUCGGAUUUGCCAUCUUUUUCAUUGUUAUUGUUGUUGUUAUUGUGUAUGUGUGUGUGUGGCGUAUGUGCAAAAACAAACGAAAAAAAAAUAAACCUCUUAAACAAACUUCCUUCAAUAUCUAAACGAGAGAGCCAUUCCACUGCCGCUCAGUCAUUGAUGGUGGAGCGAGUGCGAAAGUUUUAAGAAGGAAUGAAAAAAAGAGAAAAAAAAGGAGUAAACGACCCGGUUCGGGACUCUUUCGAUCGCCAGAUGAAGAAUAAAAGAGAUACAGAAAAGGAAAACUUACAUCUUGUUCUCUAUUGUGUGAUACUGUUGUGGUUUGUGUGUGUAUGUGUGUGUGUGUUUUGCUGCUGCUUUUUGACGCUGUUACACGGGCUGCGGUGUUGUAAGCGGCUCCAUGCAGUCACUCGACUCAACACUCUCGCACAGAAAAAGGAGGGGGGGGGGGAGGGAAAAAAGCGCACACACACACACACACGAAAGAGAGGGAGACAGAAAGACACACAGAGGGAUAAAACCACCCCGGCGGCGCUAUGUGCUGGCGGCGGCGGCAGCCAAGGCACCGAACAACAGCGGCCCGAGCCUCCCUCCGAGAAGCGAGACAAUAGCGCCUCGUCUCAAGCAAACCGGCCACCACAGCCUGGGCCCCGGGAGGGGGUGCCCCUAUUCAACCAUUACACGACACCCCUCCCCCCUCCCCUCGCACACCGGCCGAGCCUCGCCUCGCACAAAAUGGCGGCUGCUCGCAUCCUGCUGCUCGGGGAGAGGGGGGCGGGGGAAUCCAUGCUGAUGUUGACUGGCCUGCUGAGUAUCCCCCACAGUUUCUGCUUUUAUCUCAGAUUUCUAUCAACUGCAGUUUUUUUGCCUUUCAAGUAUUGGGAAGGAACUUUUCCACAGUUGCCUGAUGUGGCAGGAACUUCAUUAUCUUAAACAACAGGAUAUAUUUUAAAAGAAGUAAAAAAAAACAAA